AGAAGCGAGAACUCGUGCAGCCGGAAAUCACGGAAACAAUCCACCGUAAAAUGACGAUAAAAAUCGCAGAAACGCACGGACGGCGAUCGGUGAUGGUGCUUUAAUCGCUUUAGCGACGGAUCUGCGCGAAUCUAACGAGUGUACCCUUCACAUCCCUUGAGUUUGGCCACAGACUGACGGAACCGAGCCAGAGCCGCUGCCGGGCCGAUUCUGCGCAGAGAUGCCGAGCAAAAAGAAGAAAUAUAACGCCAGAUUCCCUCCGGCCAGGAUCAAGAAGAUCAUGCAGACGGAUGAAGAGAUCGGGAAAGUGGCGGCUGCAGUUCCUGUCAUCAUCUCCCGCGCGCUCGAGCUGUUCCUGGACUCUCUCCUGACCAAAGCCUGUCACGUCACCCAGUCACGCAAUGCCAAAACCAUGACCACGUCACACCUAAAGCAGUGCAUCGAGCUGGAGCAGCAGUUUGACUUCCUGAAGGAUCUGGUGGCGUCGGUGCCGGACAUGCAGGGAGACGGAGACGAGAACCACACGGACACCACGGAGAAGAUCCCGCGCAGGGGGCGUAAGAUCGGCUCGGGCCGUAAGAACGGGGGAGCAGGAGCCAAGAGCAAAGACAAGAAACUCUCAGGCACAGAAUCGGAGCAAGAGGAUGAUUCUGAGGACAGUGAGACGGAAGGAGACGAGGACGACGACAGGUCUCAGACCAGCACAAACACACAGCCUGCCUCCUUCUACCACAGUGUGGAGGUCCCGCCGGCGCAGGCUGUCUCCGCGGGCUCCCAGCAGGGGGCGCUGUCGGGGUUCUCCCCGCACCCGUCCCUCAUGGGCGUGUUCCCGCCGGCGCCGGCUCCAGAUCCGCUCCAGAACCACACGGAGGACGGCGACGACGAGGACUACGACUCGUAGAGGCGCCGACACACACACACUAGCUGUUUUAAUUUCUUUUAAACUCUUGUUUUAUUGUCCAGGAACAGUUGUGCUAGUUUCCUUUAUCCGUGCGGCUCUCCUCCGAGCACACACACACACACACACCGCUCCGGGACGGCCGCGUCUGCAGGGGUGCGGAUCGGAUCGGCCCGUUCUUUUGCUUUUGUCAAGUGUUCUGUUUUAAGCUAGUUUUACUAUUAAAGCUUCUUUCCUCCAUCGAUUACACUGUUGAACCGUCACUCAGAGACAUCUCGUUCCCCAGACACACACACUCACAGGGACGAUGCACAUGUAUAGAUGAUUCCCCUUUGUUUUACAUGUUUUAGACUCUUUUAAUGUUUGCUGAGAGUCGUGCUCUCGUCUCAUGUGUACAGCGGCACGUUGGCUUUUAACCUUCUUGAUUUUGUAUGAGUGAAAUAAAGUUGAGGUUUCAGUAA
Molecule: messenger RNA, 1359 nt
Organism: Pimephales promelas (fathead minnow)
Lineage: Eukaryota; Metazoa; Chordata; Actinopteri; Cypriniformes; Leuciscidae
Gene: drap1
Product: DR1 associated protein 1
Biological process (GO): transcription by RNA polymerase II
Cellular component (GO): nucleus; negative cofactor 2 complex
Molecular function (GO): core promoter sequence-specific DNA binding; protein heterodimerization activity; RNA polymerase II general transcription initiation factor activity
Source: RefSeq, a predicted model, not a curated record